Planococcus citri (citrus mealybug) is the source of this 2604-nucleotide messenger RNA. Its product is annotated as V(D)J recombination-activating protein 2-like. NCBI's taxonomy places the organism in Eukaryota, Metazoa, Arthropoda, Insecta, Hemiptera, Pseudococcidae. The coding region runs from base 101 to 361 and encodes 86 amino acids. The transcript has 8 exons. The record is from RefSeq and is a predicted model, not a curated record.
UGUUUCACGAUGUGCCUACAUAUUGCUUGUGGUUGCUUGCAUUUUAUCAUUAUGUUCUGAAAAGUACACCUACCUAGUUCAAGUUGAAGAUUCAUUCAAAAUGUUGAAUAAGACAUCGGAAAUUUUGUUUUUAACACUGUGUUUAUAUUCCAUAAUGUUUGUUGAAGGACCAGGGAGCGAAAGUGAAAUGGAAGAAGAUGAUGAUGCUGCUAGUGAAUAUACGGUCAACAGUGAUUCAGAGGAGGAAGAAGACAUAAUUCUUGAUCCAGAUAAUCUUUUCACUGCGAAUGAAACUGUAUUCAAUGACGACAACUAUAAUAGCGAUGAUGAUGAUGAUGAUGAUAAUCCCGGAUGGUGGUGAAGGCGACAGUGAUGGGGGCUACUAUGCAAGCAAUUGAUUAAUUUUCAAUCCUUUUACCAAUAGCCACCAUAAUAACUUCUCGUAUUAGAAACUUGUAAAUAUUAAAGUAAUAAUCUAUUUAGAAAUUAAGUAUGGUAGGUGCACAAGUAGGUAUACAUACCAAUUUUAAAUAUAAGUUAUAAAUUAAGUUUGUCAGCGAGGUCUGUUGUGAUAAAGUACAUACGAGUGAUAGUCAAUAUGUACCUUAGUUUCACAUGGCUGAAAAAUUGUAAACGCGUGGACAUUUUUUGACCAAAAUUGGAGGAAAUACAUAUAGUUCAAACAUUCGACCAGAUCUGACAAAUUUUGUUUUGCAUUUGGGUGCGUUGUUUGUAUUUUACAGCGUGAUUAGUAAAGUGAUGAUAAAAAAAUUCCAUCCAAAUGUGGUAUUUGGUCAAAAAAAAAUUUAUAGUUGCAAUAAUUAUGACUAAAAUUCAUCAAGAAUUACUCAAAACAUAUUACCAUACUAAUGUUAUUUCAAGUUAGGGCGUUAUUUAGCGCUUUAAAUUGUUCAUGUGAUGGUCGCAAAAUUUCGGUGCUGAGUGAGUCUCAACAAUGCAGACAUUCAGCAAAUAUAAUCUACCUACUUCAUUUGGAUUUUGCUUGAAUCAAAAUAAUGUUAGGUAGUAUGUUAUGUUUUGAGUGGUUCUUAAUCAAUUGAGGGGCUAAUGGCAAAAGUCGCCUUAGUCAGAAGUGAUUUUUGUACAAAUCAAUGAAAACGUUGUUAUUGUACUUCAAUGGUAAUGUAAAAACUCUAUGGUCAAGUAUUAAAAAACAUCUUCAACUAUCCCAGAAUGCAUUAGAAUACUCAUUUUUCCCUUUAAAAUUGAUGAACUAUGAAAAAUGUUUAAAGUUGUGUGAACAAAAAAAUGACUAAGGAGGUUUUCACCAUUAGCCCUUCAAUUUUCCGAUGAAUUUUUCUUUUGUUAGCUUGAAAAAUCAAUUUUUUCUAAAAUAUAAUUUUUGAGCGCUGUAAAAUACAAACAACGCACCCAAAUGCAAAAUAAAUGUUGUUGGAUCUAGUCGAAUGUUUGAACUACAGUUGAAGAUUGUUAUAACGCUUUUGGUUAUAAUUCUGAUUUCCUCUGGUCCCUAGACAACCCCAUUUAAACCAAUGUAAAAUUAAUCACGAUAUAACGCUCAUGAGCGAUUAUAAAUCGCGUUUUAACACUAUAAAAUUCAGAAAAAAAUCACAUUUUUUUACAAUUUUGACAGCAAAAAAAAAACAAUUUUUUGUGACAAAAAAGCUUACUUUCAUGCAAAAAAUUCCCAGUUUCUGAAAACUGUACUUGUGACAAUAGUUUUUUUUUUUUUGCAAUUUUUGCAGUUUUGAUUUUUAAAAAAGUAAAAAAAAAAGAACUUUUAUGGCAAACUAAUGCCAAAAAAUCUGUUUUUUAACUUUCAACUGUUUCAGUACAUAUAAACAAGUAAAAUUAUUUUCAAUUUUGGCCAAAAAAAAGGAAGUUUUUUUGAUAAUCUUAUCAAACUUUAGUAGAAACUUGAUUACAAUUCUAACAAAAAAGGUAGGUCUGUAGCUCAGGAACGUGUUUUUUCAAAAGAAGAAAUUGUAAUGAUUAAAAGAAUGGAAAUUGAAUGGUUUCAAACAACUGCAGGUAAAUAAUUGAGCUUUUCAAUAUCACCAAAAGUUUUUAAAAAAUAAAUUCAUUUAAGUAGGAUUUUAGUCUAUGCAAUAUGCAUGUCCCCAGCUGUUCAAAAUUCAAAAUAAAGUUCACGUUUCCACUUCUUUUAUUACGCUCUUUUGCAUUAAAUGAGAAUUCGCGGUAUUACAGUGAUCAGUGUUAAAAACAAAUCUUUUGCUUAUAACGCGUUUUGACUUAUAACGCUCUUUUUUUCUGUCCAUUGAAGAGCGUUAUAACGAGGUUUUACUGUAUACCUAUUUCCUCCAAUUUUGGUCAAAAAAUGUCCACGCAUUCAUAAUUUUUCAGGCAUGUGAAACUUACAUAUUGACUAUCCCUCGAAAUUCUACUGAUUAAAUUUUGAUUACCUCGAACUUGAAUCAAUAAAUAAAUCAGCAGUUAGGUACCUAUAUUUCAGAUUUUUUCACAUAGAAUUCUGAAAGCGUAUUCCCUAAUUAGAUUAGUGAAAUACCUAAGAACCUAUUUAACAUCAAUCAGUGUUUUAGAGAUGAAGUUUUCAGAAUUGUAUCUAAAAUAAUGGUGUAAAUCUGUUGAAAUAAAGAUCAU